ACCAGGAAACUGCUAAAGUUCCUGGGGAAGCAAAGUAGAAUUUUUCAUAAGAACAAAAUGGAUGGAGAGGAGAAAACCUAUGGUGGCUGUGAAGGACCCGAUGCCAUGUAUGUCAAAUUGAUAUCAUCUGAUGGCCAUGAAUUUAUUGUAAAAAGAGAACAUGCAUUAACAUCAGGCACAAUAAAAGCCAUGUUGAGUGGCCCAGGUCAAUUUGCUGAGAACGAAACCAAUGAGGUCAAUUUUAGAGAGAUACCUUCACAUGUGCUAUCAAAAGUAUGCAUGUAUUUUACGUACAAGGUUCGCUACACUAACAGCUCCACUGAGAUUCCUGAAUUCCCAAUUGCACCUGAAAUUGCACUAGAACUGCUGAUGGCUGCGAACUUCCUAGAUUGUUAAAUAAAAUAAAUUAUAAUAAAAAAAAA
This is a messenger RNA of Cebus imitator (Panamanian white-faced capuchin), 422 nucleotides long. RefSeq names its product elongin-C. The record is from RefSeq and is a predicted model, not a curated record. Lineage: Eukaryota; Metazoa; Chordata; Mammalia; Primates; Cebidae. The coding region runs from base 58 to 396 and encodes 112 amino acids. Gene Ontology annotation, molecular function: protein-macromolecule adaptor activity. The transcript has a single exon. Gene Ontology annotation, biological process: ubiquitin-dependent protein catabolic process. Gene Ontology annotation, cellular component: elongin complex.